UGGGGAUUUUCCCCCCACCCGGGCUUUGGAGGCUCUGGCGGCUCCAAGGCCAAGUGGGAGACCAGGUGCAAAGAGAGAACUUUGAGCUGAAUUAAGGCCUCCAGGGAGGAAAGAUGCCGGACAGCGCCCUAGGUUCUUGGUAGCUUUCUGCUAAGUCUUUUCAAUGCCGCUUUGGAAGCGUGAGGCGUGACUUGGACAGGCUUAAGGGUGCUUUUGCGGAGCCCUCAAGUGAAGAAGUUGCUUUCUCGCUAGGCAAGCCGGGAGGGAGCCCCACUAUGCACCCCUCGGUCCUCCUUUCCCAGUCCCUGCUUGCUGCACACAAGACGAUGCUCCCCAGUCCCACCUAAGACCAAAGCCCGCUCUUGGGUGCCCACUGGGCAGCGGGGAGCUCGGUCACUUCCAAGAGAGGGAGGUGGAAGAAGUCUUCGGCGCGGCUGCAGAGCGCGUCCAGGAUGGGCUGGCUGAAGAGGCUCCUCCGGGCCAGGAACCUGCUGCUGGUCAUCCUCGUGCCGCUGCUGCUGCUGCCCCUGCCCCUGCUCCACCCCAGCAGCGAAGCCGCCUGUGCCUACGUGCUGAUCGUGACGGCUGUGUACUGGGUCUCGGAGGCCGUGCCCCUCGGAGCCGCAGCCCUGGUGCCCGCCUUCCUCUACCCAUUCUUCGGAGUGCUCCGGUCCAAUGAGGUGGCGGCCGAGUACUUCAAGAAUACCACGCUGCUGCUGGUGGGCGUCAUCUGCGUGGCGGCGGCCGUGGAGAAGUGGAACCUGCACAAGCGCAUCGCCCUGCGCAUGGUCAUCAUGGCCGGAGCCAAACCGGGCAUGCUGCUCCUCUGCUUCAUGUGCUGUACCACGCUGCUCUCCAUGUGGCUGUCCAACACGUCCACCACCGCCAUGGUCAUGCCCAUCGUGGAGGCCGUGCUGCAGGAGCUGGUCGGGGCCGACGAGGACCAGCUCGGGGCUGAGGACUCCAGCGCUGAAGAGGCCGAACCCAUCAGUCUCACGGUGAACACAAGCCAACCCUCUCUGGAGCUGAUCUUUGUCAACGAAAACACAUCCACUGCGGACCUCACAUCGCUGGUGCAGAACAAGAACCUGAACGGCGUGUCCACCAUCACCAGCCCGGUCAGGACUGCUAGCAGCCUCCAAGGCAGGAAGCAGCUCCCGGCCCAGGAAAAGCCAGGCGCGCCGACCUCUGGCGCCGGGCACCAGGAAGGCAGCAGGAAGUACAAGUCCCAGCACGACCAGAUGAUCUGCAAGUGCCUCUCCCUGAGCAUCUCUUACGCCGCCACCAUCGGGGGCCUCACCACCAUCAUCGGCACCUCCACCAGCCUCAUCUUCUUGGAACACUUCAACAACCAGUACCCAGCCGCCGAGGUGGUCAAUUUCGGCACGUGGUUCCUCUUCAGCUUCCCCAUCUCCCUCCUCAUGCUGGUGGUCAGCUGGUUCUGGAUGCACUGGCUCUUCCUGGGCUGCAAUUUUAGGGAGACCUGUUCCCUGAGCAAGAAGAAGAAGACCAAAAGGGAAGAGGUGUCCGAGAAAAGGAUCCAAGAGGAAUACGAGAAGCUGGGGGACGUCAGCUACCCUGAAAUGGUGACCGGGUUCUUCUUCGUGCUCAUGACCGUGCUGUGGUUCACCCGGGAGCCCGGCUUCGUCCCCGGCUGGGACUCGCUCUUCGAAAAGAAAGGCUACCGCACGGACGCCACGGUCUCCAUCUUCCUCGGCUUCCUCCUCUUCCUCAUCCCCGCCAAGAAGCCCUGCUUUGGGAGAAAGAACGAAGGGGAGAGCCCGGAGUCCUCGCCGGGGCUGGAGCCCAUCAUCACGUGGCAGGACUUCCAGAGGACCAUGCCCUGGGAGAUCGUCAUCCUGGUGGGGGGCGGCUACGCGCUGGCUUCCGGCAGCAAGAGCUCAGGCCUGUCCACCUGGAUCGGCCACCAGAUGCUGUCCCUGAGCAGCCUCCCGCCCUGGGCCGUCACCCUGCUCGCCUGCAUCCUGGUGUCCAUCGUCACGGAGUUUGUGAGCAACCCGGCCACCAUCACCAUCUUCCUGCCCAUCCUGUGCAGCCUGUCGGAGACGCUGCACAUCAACCCGCUCUACACCUUGAUCCCUGUCACCAUGUGCAUCUCCUUCGCGGUGAUGCUGCCUGUGGGCAACCCCCCCAACGCCAUCGUCUUCAGCUACGGGCACUGCCAGAUCAAAGACAUGGUGAAAGCUGGCCUGGGCGUCAACGUCAUCGGCCUGGUGAUCGUGACGGUGGCCAUCAACACGUGGGGAGUGAGCCUCUUCGACCUGGACACUUUCCCAGCCUGGGCGAAGGUCAGUAACCUCACUGACCAGGCCUGACACCGGGGGCGAAGGUGCCGGCCUUCCGCAGCACCCCCCCCGGGGGCCCCGGGCCCCGAAGAUCCCACCGCCGCCACCCUGCGCGUGUAGGAAGCCUCCGAACACCCCAAGCCAUGCCAGGCCGUGUCUUGCCUGCGUCCCCCUCGGUCAGCCCCACGGCCCCAGGAAACCUCCGUCUGCCCACGUCCCUGUAUCUCGUCAUGCCAGGCCCUGUGUCUGAGACCUCUGCUGCCGUGCCAAGGCCCAGCCCCGGGCUCAGGGUGGCAUGACGAGCCCGUCCCGGGUUGGCACGGCUGCGCUUCUCACGCUGCGGCGGGGAGGAAGGACAAACCCAAACCCUCCGGGCUCCGCGCGGUGAAAGCAGCAGGGCCCGGCUGGGGGGCGGUGGGGGACGGGCCCCCGGGCGCCUUUCUCUGGACUGUCUCUUAGGUCUCUCCCCACAAAUAAAGGGCAUUUCUUAGAAGUC
This is a messenger RNA of Sorex araneus (European shrew), 2802 nucleotides long. RefSeq names its product solute carrier family 13 member 4 (gene SLC13A4). The record is from RefSeq and is a predicted model, not a curated record. Bases 453 to 2336 code for a protein of 627 amino acids. Gene Ontology annotation, cellular component: membrane. Gene Ontology annotation, molecular function: transmembrane transporter activity. Gene Ontology annotation, biological process: monoatomic anion transmembrane transport. Lineage: Eukaryota; Metazoa; Chordata; Mammalia; Eulipotyphla; Soricidae. The transcript has 17 exons.